Messenger RNA from Ceutorhynchus assimilis (cabbage seed weevil), 333 nucleotides. The record is from the annotation of a GenBank genome assembly. NCBI's taxonomy places the organism in Eukaryota, Metazoa, Arthropoda, Insecta, Coleoptera, Curculionidae.
AUGCCUCAUCGAGAAAAGGAAGACACGGCGGAUAUCGGAACUUUUCUAGAAGAUAAGCUAAAAUCCAUAGGACAUUCAAUUGCUUCGAAUCAGGAUGAAAUAAAAGCUUUAGAAAACAGUUUCAAUGAAAAACUAAACAAGAUGCAAUAUAUGCUAGAAAAUUUAUUGGAUAAUCAAAGAAUGUCCAAUAACACUACUGGAAACGUCUCUGCUAUUGCUGGCGAAUCAACUUUGGAAAACGAGGAAAUUAUUGAACAAAUAUUUCCAAGUAAGUCCGUUGAUAAUCUAAAUAAAUCACAAAGUCCAAUCAUGUGUAAUGACCCGGGAAAAUAG